AUGGCUUCAAAAGUGCAUCAAACGUGCAGGAGGUAUGGGAAAACCAUUGGGAAACCUGAAGUCUUAUUUUCAAAUAUAAACCUUGAAGUGGACAGUAAAAAAAUCGAAACUGUGUUAGCUGUCGAAGGUGGCAAAGUAGAUCUACAAUGCGACAUCACACCACCCUCACCAGAUGACGAAGUCGCCCUAGUGCUAUGGUACAAAGACGAAAGUACCACACCUUUGUACAGUUUAGAUUCUAGAAGAAGAGGACUUUACCAAGCUAAGCAUGCUCCUGGUCAAGAAAUAAUGGGCCGAGCGUACUUGGAUAUGUCUACACAUCCUACAAUGCUUAAGCUUGAAAAGCUAAAGGCUGAAGAUGAGGGCGAAUACAGGUGUAGAGUUGACUUUAAAAUUGCCCGAUCUAGAAAUUCAUUAGUUAUUUUAGAAAUUAUAAUUCCUCCAAAGAAGCCAACAAUAAAAGAUUCCAGUGGUGGAACUCUACAACGAGUCACAGGACCUCAUAAUCUGGGUUCAAGACUAGUACUCUCUUGUGAAGUUGAAGGAGGAAAGCCCUCUCCAUCAGUAACGUGGUGGAAAGACUCCAUAUUGUUAGAUGAUUCCUAUCAAGUCCAUUCCCAAGUAGUCCAUAACGAACUAGUGGUAGAUUCAUUGGAUAGAAAUGAUCUACACAGCGCAUACUACUGUCAAGCUUCUAAUAAUAAUAUAUCUGAGCCAACAGUAUCCUCUGUCACAGUGGACAUGAACCUUCCGCCUGUUGAAGUGCAUAUCGAAGACAAAAAGCGUGCCUUAUCGGCGCAGAAGCCAGUGGAACUUGUGUGUCGGGCCGGGGGAUCCAGACCCCCCGCGAACAUUACAUGGGCAAUUGGUCAUCUUCCGCUAAAAGGAACAAAAGAAAAGAUCUCCUCGGAAGGCAAUAUCACCACCGGUAGAUUGACAUUCAUUCCGACGAUAGAAGAUCGGGGAAAGAACAUCACAUGCAGGGCGGAAAAUAUGCUCUUACCUCGUAGUGCCAUUACAGAUGAAUGGAGGGUGGAUGUACACUAUGUUCCUCAGCUAACCUUAAAAUUGGGAAGCAAGCUACGGCAUUCUCAUAUACAGGAAGGCAAAGAUGUAUAUUUAGAAUGUGCAAUAAUCGCUAAUCCUCCCGUAUCAGAAAUCGGCUGGAGAUUCGAAGACAGAGAGCUACAUACCAACAAAUCAGCUGGAAUUAUUGUCAGCAACCAGUCGUUAGUUCUGCAAAGCGUGAAAAAGAGCAACCGUGGAAGAUAUACUUGUACAGCAGAUAACUCUGAAGGAAAAGGAGAAAGUGCCGCUUUAUACCUUAGAGUACAGUACGCUCCAGUUUGCAAAUCCGACCAAAAACUCUUAUACGGAGUGGCAAGACACGAACCAGUCAAAGUUUCAUGUGAAGUGGAAGCAGAUCCAUCUAAGGCGGAAUUUGCAUGGAAAUUCAAUAAUUCCGUGGAGAGUAUGGACGUAGUAUCGUUUGCGAGUGAGGAAAGUCGAAGCAUUGCCACUUAUAUUCCUAGAACAGAAUAUGAUUAUGGAACACUGCUCUGCUGGGGGAGGAAUUCCGUGGGCAUGCAGAAAGAGCCCUGCGUCUUCACCGUCAUUCCAGCAGGUCAACCAGAUGCCGUUCAAAACUGCAGUGCAAGCAACCAUACGGAAGAAUCUUUCAUGGUAAGAUGCCAAGAAGGCUAUGACGGUGGUUUGCAGCAGAGCUUUAUUCUGGAGAUUUAUGAUGCUGAUCAUGUGCUCAUGAUGAACAACAUGACGAAUCUGACGCCGAUUUUUAACGUAUACGACCUAACGCCCGGUACUAGUUUCGUUGUAGCUGUGUAUGCCUACAAUUCCAAAGGACGAAGUGAUCCAAAGAUAAUUAGGACAAGUACAUUAUCUACACCUGAAAGUUUGACGCAAAGAGAUGACCCUUGGCAGGCAACGUUUAGUCCAGUCUUGAUAGUUCUUAUUUGUGUUGUUGUCGUUCUAGUGCUACUCGCAAUUACAAUCAUAUUAGUUUUCAAAGCGAGAAAUAGAAAAGAAAGCAAAAAAGGAGUCGAAAUGUCGACAGAGUCCCUGAAAGGUAGUGAUAUUCACAAACCCGACAUACAUAGGGAUAAUGUGAAUUGGGAAACUCGAUUAGUAAAUGAAGCUAAUACGAAUUUUAGCAGUAUGGACUAUCCGACGAAUUGGGGAAUACAUCAGAGACCUCUACUGAAACAGGUGCCUUCCCCUUCUGUUCCUCAGAUGCCAACUGGUCCCCUGCAGCCCCUGAGAGAAUACACAUCACCUACUCAGCACCCGCCAGUGCCACUACAUCACCCCCUGUCCCCUAUAGCCACAACUCCAACAUCUGCGGCAACAACACUGCGGGCAGAAUGGACUAUUCCCAGAGCAACAAACAAAUUGAAAAACCGACAAACGGAUGUCUGA
Messenger RNA from Uloborus diversus, 2436 nucleotides. RefSeq names its product hemicentin-2-like. Bases 1 to 2436 code for a protein of 811 amino acids. NCBI's taxonomy places the organism in Eukaryota, Metazoa, Arthropoda, Arachnida, Araneae, Uloboridae. The record is from RefSeq and is a predicted model, not a curated record. Gene Ontology annotation, molecular function: protein binding. The transcript is spliced from 11 exons.